AUGAAGAGUUGGUUUUUGAAGGUUCUUGGAUCCAGCAUAUGUUUGUGCUAUAUAUAUUCUUGGAGUAAAAAAAAAAGAAAAGAAAAAACAAGAAGACGUCGUAUCCCAGCCAUCUCGGGCUUUCUCCUUCGAAAUUUUAACGAAGAACGGCGGCUGGAGAUGGAGGACGACGAAGAUGUACCUCUGGCUGUGCAAAUUGAUGAAAUUAUAGAAAAACCCAACUCUCAAGUCCAACACGGUUUACGGCCAGCUGUAGACGACGCAGCGUCUGUUGGGGUCACGGUCAUCACUGGCUAUCUUGGCGCCGGCAAAUCCACUCUUGUAAAUUACAUAUUGAAUUCCCAACACGGGAAGAGGAUUGCUGUGAUUUUGAACGAGUUUGGCGAAGAAAUUGGAGUGGAGAGGGCAAUGAUAAAUGAAGGACAAGGUGGUGCGCUUGUUGAAGAAUGGGUUGAGCUAUCUAAUGGGUGUAUAUGUUGCACUGUCAAGCAUAGUUUAGUUCAGGCGUUGGAGCAACUUGUGCAGAGGAAGGAAAGACUUGAUCAUAUAUUACUAGAGACCACUGGCUUAGCAAAUCCUGCACCCCUUGCAUCCGUUCUCUGGUUGGAUGAUCAGCUAGAAUCAUCAGUCAAGCUUGACUCUAUAAUCACUGUUGUGGAUGCAAAAAACCUUCAUUUUCAGCUGAGAGAGCACCGUGAUUCAUCUUCAUUCCCCGAAGCAUAUAUUCAAAUUGCAUUUGCGGAUGUUGUGAUUCUUAACAAGGUUGAUUUGGUUUCUUCAAAAGAUUCUGGAUAUACCUUGGAGGAACUGGAGAAGGAAAUACAUGACAUCAACUCUCUUGCGACUAUCAUUCAUUCUGUUCGGUGUGAAGUUGACCUAUCCGUGAUUCUGAACUACGGGGCAUAUGAUGCCAUGCAUCUCACACAUUUAAAAGCUUUGUUGGAAGAGAGCCAAUCCCUAACCACCAGGGAUUUUCAUGAUACCGGUGUGCGAACUUUAUGCAUUAAUGAGCAAAAGCAAGUUGAUCUUGAUAAGAUUCGAUUGUGGAUCGAGGAGAUUCUUUGGGAUAAAAAACAUGGCAUGGACAUCUAUCGCUGCAAAGGGGUUUUGAGUGUUCAGAAUUCCGAUCAACUGCAUACUCUGCAGGCUGUAAGGGAGAUAUACGAGAUUGUUCCGGCUCGAAGAUGGAAAGAAGAGGAAAAACAGAUGAAUAAGAUAGUUUUUAUAGGACAUAAUUUGAAUGAUGACAUACUUAUUGAUUCCCUGAGAGGGUGCACACUGACGUCUUAACUUGUACUCUUUAUGAACUUCUGAGAUAGUGCUGUGAUUCUUUAAAUAUGAUUGGAGAAGUUUUAGGGAUAAUUUAAUAUUUUUGAAGCUGCAUUGUUUCUGGAAAUUGUUUCCUCGCGCCCCAAAUUUAGGCGGGGAGAUCACGUAAAUGAAGCCCCAGUAUGUGGCACGGUAGGACCUAAGCAUUUUUAGGGAUUCGCGACAAGCAGAAGAGGAGUAAAGAGAGGAAAAAGAAGAGGAAGAAAAUCACAAAGCAGUGACUGAAAACUCUAUCCCUAGGGCUCCGAAAGGGCUUUUCCACAUAUCAAAUACCAAAGAAGCUUCAUUUGUGAUAGUUAUUAUGCUGUUUUAGCUAGUUGAUCUUGAUCUUUUAAGUAUCAGGUGUAUGCUUUGAAUUUGUUCAUCAUCUUUGAUGGUGGUUGGUGGAUUGACAAUUGAAAUUUUCAUUGUGGGCACAAGAGUUUGAAGGCUAAUGCCCUUACAGCCAGGAUCUUAAAUUUUUACUUCCUA
Messenger RNA from Tripterygium wilfordii, 1800 nucleotides. Its product is annotated as COBW domain-containing protein 1. The coding region runs from base 1 to 1290 and encodes 429 amino acids. NCBI's taxonomy places the organism in Eukaryota, Viridiplantae, Streptophyta, Magnoliopsida, Celastrales, Celastraceae. The transcript is spliced from 10 exons. Gene Ontology annotation, cellular component: cytoplasm. The record is from RefSeq and is a predicted model, not a curated record.